AUGACGAGCUAUUUCUCUCCUGGUGCCGGGAAUGGCUUGUCUCCGGCACAAUCACCGCUGUCCCCGCCUACACAGCGUUCUUCUGCAUUGUCCAAUCGAUUGACCUCCGUUCUCUCCGCGUCUUACGCCGACUCCGACAUCCGCGACGCCCUCGAAACAUUGAGUGCCCAAGGAAUCCACAACUCUGCCGAGACAAGGCGACAACUUCGACUAGAUGUGCAGAAGGAAGUCGUUGAUUGCAAUGGAGAGAUUGUGCGGGACUUUGGGAAGGUGGCGGAGCAAUUGAGACGAAUCGGCGGUGUGAUAACGGCCUUGAACCAGACAUGCGAUGAGAUGCGCAAACACAUCAGCUUGGCUAAGCAGGAUACGGCACCCGUGCUAGAAGAAGCCACUGCACUCAUGGCCCAGAAGAAGGACGCCGAGACGAAGCAGCAGCUGCUAGAUGCUUUCUCCAAGCACUUCCUUGUGCCCGAAGAAGACGUGACAUAUUUGACAUCGGCAGAGGAGCCUAUCGACGAACGAUUUUUCGAUAUCCUUGCCCGCGUUAAACAAGUGCACCACGACUGUGAGCACCUCCUCGGCGGAGAGAACCAACGGCUGGGCUUGGAGGUUAUGGAGCUGAGCACCCGACACCUCAACUCCGCAUACCAGAAAUUAUACCGGUGGAUUCAGAAGGAGUUCCAGUCCUUGAAUCUCGAGGAUCCUCGGAUCAGCAGCUCCAUCCGCCGUGCCUUGCGGGUCUUGGCCGAGCGGCCGAGUCUGUUCCACAGCUGUCUGGAUUUCUUUGCAGAGGCGCGUGACUACGUGCUUUCCGAUGCAUUCCACUAUGCGCUGACUGAUGCUAUGUCUGGUGGUCCAGGAGCGGGCGCCGGAGGUGAUCCUAGCGUGAAGCCUAUUGAAUUCUCAGCACAUGACCCGCUCCGGUAUGUCGGCGACAUGCUUGCCUGGGUGCAUUCAACUACUGUGUCUGAGCGCGAAGCUUUGGAAGCCCUCUUCGUUGCGGAUGGGGAGGAACUCGCGCGAGGCAUUCAAGCUGGACUUAGCAGCGAGCCCUGGGCCCGAAUUGACGAGGAAGAAGAGGUUGUCUUUGACGGUCGCAAGGCACUCAGCGAUUUGGUCAAUCGGGACCUUACGGGAGUUUCUCGGUCGCUCCGCCAGCGAGUUGAGCUGGUCAUCCAAGGCCAUGACGACCCUGUCACUUGCUACAAGGUGAUAAAUCUACUGUCUUUCUAUCGUACGACCUUUUCCAAACUGGUCGGUGCUCAGUCACACCUGGUGGACUUGAUGCAAACUCUGGAAAGGUUUACAUUUGGUCACUUUGUGACCUUGAUGCGUGACCAGGUCGUCGCCCUUUCAACCGAGCAAAAUGCCAUGAUCCCACCCGGAGAUCUGUCUCCUCCAGAGUUCUUGUUGGAUGUAUUGGAGGAAUUGGUUUCGCUCAUGAAGACACACGAGGCUUCGGUUGACCCAGAGGAGCCGACCGAUGGCAACGAGAACCGAUUUACGCCGGUUCUCCGUGCUGCCUUUGAUCCAUUCUUGACACUGGCGCGGUCUUCAUCCGACGAGCUCAAGGAUGCCACUGAGCAGACAAUCUACCGUACAAACAUCCUUCUCGCGGCCCACGCCACAAUUUCCCUUCUCGACGUUCAACACGAAUUCCUUCUCGAAACAUCAGGUUUGCAAGUUCUUCUAGACGCCCUGGAGCCGUUCUCCAAGACGGGCAAGGAUGGAGAUUCCGAUACCGAGACAGAGAAGACAGAACAGCAGAAACCCCAGCUUGCAGACCUAGCCAAUCUGCCGGCAUUCCAGCCCGACUCGUUGGUCACGUCUAGUCAGCAACUGGACGACUUCCUCCCGUCUGCUCUUAUGGAUGCCACCGAACAUCUCAAGCGCGUCCAGAGCGCAUCACUCGUUCAGAGAGUCACGGAAGACGCAAUUGAGGCCUUCUGUCGUGACUUUGAGUUUGUCGAGGGCAUGAUUAUUGCCGCGGAUGAAGCCAGGGGCAUGACUCAGGUCACCCUGGGAACAGGUGGUAGUAUGAUUAGUGGUCGGAGUGGCAAAUCCGCCCGCAAGAACGAGGUUGAGAAUAAUGAGGAGGAAGAAGAAGAAGACGAGAAGGAAGAUCAGUGGAGUCUGCGGACUUUGUUCCCCCGAACUACUGGGGAGAUCCGUGUUUUAUUGAGUUGA
Molecule: messenger RNA, 2187 nt
Organism: Penicillium atrosanguineum
Lineage: Eukaryota; Fungi; Ascomycota; Eurotiomycetes; Eurotiales; Aspergillaceae
Gene: cog6
Product: Golgi transport complex subunit COG6
Exons: 3
Coding region: 1-2187 (728 amino acids)
Biological process (GO): intra-Golgi vesicle-mediated transport
Cellular component (GO): COG complex
Source: RefSeq, a predicted model, not a curated record